Trichomycterus rosablanca is the source of this 1142-nucleotide messenger RNA. It is a transcript of the gene nudt6, whose product is annotated as nudix (nucleoside diphosphate linked moiety X)-type motif 6. NCBI's taxonomy places the organism in Eukaryota, Metazoa, Chordata, Actinopteri, Siluriformes, Trichomycteridae. The transcript is spliced from 5 exons. The record is from RefSeq and is a predicted model, not a curated record. The coding region runs from base 33 to 947 and encodes 304 amino acids. Gene Ontology annotation, molecular function: NAD binding; NADH pyrophosphatase activity; ADP-ribose diphosphatase activity.
UGAUUUACGGUAGUUGUGUAACGUACGUUAUAAUGGCACCGGUCAGUCUCGGGACUCUGAGCGCUUUUCUGAGACUCCUGACCGGACCGAGGUGUCGCGGUGCGGCGGAGUCUCUCCGGUGUUUCUCCGGCGGUUCCGCUCUACAGCAGCGGGGAAGCGGCGCUCCUCUACCCGCCACUGUGGACUCAUACGGCGGCGUGACUGUGCGGGAAUUACCGGCUGAUGUUACCGAGGCGACUUUCAGCCACUUACUGCGGGAGUCGGUGCAUGUGUGGCGUUCGGAGGGUCGCGUCGCGGUGUGGCUGCAUGUUCCUCUGCGCUGCAUUCGGCUGGCCGGGGUCGCAGCGCUGCAGGGAUUUAAGUUCCAUCACGCUAACGGGGACGAGGCCGUGCUCAGCCUGUGGACGGGUCAAGGAGAGAGUCGCCUACCCAACUACGCUACACACCAAGUGGGCGUUGCAGGCGCCGUCGUGGACGAACCCGGUGGAAAAGUUCUCGUCGUCCAGGAUAAAAACAAGACUAAGAAUGCGUGGAAGUUUCCCGGCGGACUGUCGAACCCUGGAGAAAAUAUCGGUGACACCGCGGUGCGUGAAGUGUUCGAAGAGACCGGCGUCCGGUCGGAGUUCCGAUCCCUCCUAAGCAUCCGGCAGCAGCACCGACACCCCGGAGCCUUCGGGAACUCUGACAUGUACCUGAUCUGUCGCCUCGCCCCCCUGUCGUACGAGAUCCGCUUCUGUACGCACGAGUGUUUACGCUGCGAGUGGAUGGAUUUAGGAGAACUGGCCAAGACUAGCAACACCACUCCGGUGACCAGUCGCAUCGCCAAACUGCUCCUGUUCGGACUGGAAAAGGGAUUCGAACACAUCGAUCUGAAGAUGGAGGAGGUGCCGGCUGUUUACACCGGACUGGUUUAUCAGAUUUAUCACAGAAGUUUACCAGAGCGAUAAAAAUAAUCAACGUUAUUCAGCAGCGAGUUUCACUACAGAGGUUUAUCUGUUAAUGGAAUACAAAUUGUUUUAAAAAAAUUAUUAAAUGAUAUUUUAGUAAUAAAUGUUUGUUUUAUUACUCUGAAUAAAUUAUGGGAUUUUUGAUGCCAAAAUGCUGUGACUUUUUGUUUAUUAGGAAUGAAUUAUUAUUUUUUA